This is a messenger RNA of Schistosoma mattheei, 1757 nucleotides long. The record is from the annotation of a GenBank genome assembly. Lineage: Eukaryota; Metazoa; Platyhelminthes; Trematoda; Strigeidida; Schistosomatidae.
CAAUUUUUAAAAAAAAAAUAUUAAAAUAUAACACCACUUGAAAAUAAUUUUUUUUCAUUAUUUAAAUUCAUUUUACAUUUUAAUUGAUAAUGUCUUUGCCAAGAAAAAUUAAAAAUAUACCAAGGUAAUCAAUAAUAAUAAUAACAUAUCAUCAUGAUAUUAUCGAUUGAUAGUAAUUUUACAGAAUAUCAUCCAAAAGUACAUCAUUCAUUAGGUACAUUAUAUAGUGUUGCACCAAUCAUUAUUUUAAUUAUUGGAAUACCCGGUAAUUUAUUAUCAAUGGUUAUUUGGUUAAGACGUUUAUCUACAACAGUUGGUUCAACAAGUUUAUUAAUUGGUAUUAUGUGUAUGACUGAUACAUAUGUGAUAGCACAUGGUUGUUUAAGACAAUGGAUAAUUGGUAUCACUGAUGAAAAGGUGGAUAUACGUAUCAAAUUUGGCUGUGGUAUACCAUUAUUCUUGUUCACUUUUUCAACAGAUUUAUCAACAUGGAUAAUCAUUUUAUUAUGUAUUGAAAGAGCUGUAUGUGUUUGGACUCCAAUCAGAUUUAAACAAUGGUGUAAAUUAGAACAUGGAAUAACAGCUUUAAUUUUUGUUGUAUUAUGUUUGGCCAGUGUGAAUAUUCACUAUGUAUGGACUGUAUAUGUAAAAGAUAAUUCAUGUGCACCGAAACAAGAGUAUAAAGCGUUUCAUUUAUACUGGCCGUAUAUUGAUUUUGCAAUUUAUUCAUUUAUUCCAUUAGCUUUCAUACUACUAGUAAAUAUAAGUAUUAUAUGGAGGAUGAAAACUACAAAUGUAUCAACAAAAAACACACAAAAUUCAAUAAUACCAAGAGUAGCACUUAUAAGUGAUAGUUCAGAACAAACAUCUUUAAAAUCGCGUACUUUACAUAAAGACAAGUCGUCAUCAGCUCGUGAACAACGUUCUGCACGAGUAUUACGCACAGUAGUUUGUAUGACUAUAAGUCAUUUUUUAUUAACAAUGCCAGUAGUAUUCUUUUAUUUAUUUGAAUCGAAAUUUUGUAUUGACAAUAAAGAUUGGAUAAAUGUCUGUGAUACAAUCGAAAGAGUAACAGUAAUAUUACAAAUGAUUAAUCAUAUGACACAUUUUUUUAUUUAUUCUUGUACAUCAAGUGUAUUUUUGUCAGAUUUAAAUCGUUUAUGUAAAAAUCAUCCAUUGAAAUGUUGUCGAUCGGUAAAUACAAUGAAUACUCGACUUGUUAAUACAUCUGUUAAUGUUGUAGAUAAUCAUGCAGUGAAUUAUUCACAAGCUUCACCAAACUAGAAAGCAAUAAAAAAAGGCGUUGACCUCUUUCAGUUGAACCUAAUCAAUGUUGAUUUAUCAAGAUCCCAACUAUUUGAAAAGAAACCAAUUACAUUGGUCCUCAUUCAUACUAUUUGUCUACAACAUUUAUAAAGUUAAUAUAUCACGUUUGAAACACGUUUUAACAUUCAUUCUGUGUUUAAAAAUGAAUGAAUUUAUGUGAAUAUAUAUACAUUGACUGUCACUUACUGCUAUUUAUCGUUUUUUUACUACGUAUUUGACAAUUACAGUUGCUUACAGAUUUUUCAUUGUUGGCGAUACAUCCAUCAUUUUGUAUGUUGUAAAUCUGGACUACAUUGUACAAUGUUCAAUCUUCGAAAGAUAGAUACAGUGUAACAUGGAUAAGAAUGAGUUUAUCAAAUAUAUAUAUAUAUAUAUAUAUAUGCAUAAUGUGUUUAAUCAUCUUUUUAUUUUUACAAUAAAAUGAAUCUAAU